Molecule: messenger RNA, 2686 nt
Organism: Nothobranchius furzeri (turquoise killifish)
Lineage: Eukaryota; Metazoa; Chordata; Actinopteri; Cyprinodontiformes; Nothobranchiidae
Gene: smoc1
Product: SPARC related modular calcium binding 1
Biological process (GO): extracellular matrix organization
Cellular component (GO): basement membrane
Molecular function (GO): protein binding; extracellular matrix binding; heparin binding
Source: RefSeq, a predicted model, not a curated record
CAAUGGCUUCAGCAGAGUCAACCUGUGGGAGCCGAGAUGAACAGCUGAUCUUCCUGCAGCGGAUAAAACCAAUCACCGGUCAUGAUGCCCGAUCCCACGCACGCGCUCUGUGAAUAGUUACCGGGCAAACUGACAAAGGAAAUAAUUCAAAGUUAAAGGGAGUCUUGUUUUUGGAGCCCGUCAUCCUUAUUAUUAUCUUACAGUUUAUUUUUGGGUUGUGGACCUGUUGAUCCGAGACGGACGCACGGUGCGCUCUGCGCAAUCCUCUCCUAAUUCUAAUGAUGUUGCUGUCAGGCGUCCUUGUUUUGACUUUUUCCUGCUUUUUGGCUCCUCUGCUUCUCUGUUACCUGCCUGAAGUCUCAGCACAGAAGUCUGGCUCGCGGUGGCUGAUUGGAGACAGAGACAGUCACUGUGGGAUCAGCUGCUCACGGACUCUUGGCAAGUCGGUGUGCGGUUCCGAUGGGCGGAGCUAUGAGACGGGCUGCGAACUUCAGAAGGCACGCUGCAGAGAUAAGACUCUAACACUGGCACACAGAGGCAGGUGUCGAGCUAAAAGCUUCCAGCAUCCGGUGGCUCCAGCUCCAACGUCCAGCCUCGAAGGGAGGGAUGUCGAAUCUAAAGAUGCGAGUCAGUCCAAGUGCCGUUUGGAGAGGAACGCCGCUCUGGAGCUGUCACGGAGGCCUCAGGAGGCCAUUUUUAUCCCAGAAUGCAACGAGGAUGGAACAUAUGCCCAGGUUCAGUGCCAUACUCUGACGGGUUAUUGCUGGUGUGUCACCAACGAUGGCAAGCCAGUGAGUGGCUCCUCUGUGCACAACAGGACACCAGUGUGUUCAGGAAAUCUCAGUGAAUAUAUGGGAACUCAUGCUGGGAAGAGUGGACUGUCAGAGUCGGUAACUGAUAAACCACCUGGGACACCGACCACCGGUAAAAGAGGAAUGUUCCAGAUUCACCAACAACUGCUCAGUGUCUCUUUCCGUUUCUUUCUCACUCUGAAUCCAGAUGAGGGCUCCAAGCCCACACCCACCAUGGAGACCCACAUCUCCCCUGAGGGUGAAGAGAUAACCGCUCCAACACUCUGGAAAAAACAGCUGGUUUCUCAGGAGAAUAAGCAAAACAGCUCCACUGUCAGAAGGCAAGGUUCCUUCACUCUUUGGAGCAAUGCUUGUUGCUGGUUCCAAGAACUUAGUGAGAGACAGAUCGCCCUGGACGAGGCUGGGAGGAGUCCUCACAGAGACUUUUUUAUUCCAGACUGUGGGACCGGAGGUCUUUACAAGGCAGUCCAGUGCCACCAGUCCACUGGCUACUGCUGGUGUGUUCUGGUGGACACGGGACGGCCCAUUCCAGGAACGUCCACCAGGUACAAGACGCCGGAGUGUGACGAAGCUGCACGAUCCCAAAUCUCAGGGGCAUAUGAUCCAUUUCAGGACAGACCGCUUACAGGCUGCCCGGAGGGGAAGAAAGUGGAAUUCGUUACAAGCUUGUUAGAUGCCCUCACCACAGACAUGGUGCAGGCCAUAAACUCACCAGCCCCCUCUGGUGGCGGGAGGUUUGUUGAACCUGACCCCAGUCACACUCUGGAGGAACGAGUGGUGCACUGGUACUUUGCCCAGCUGGACAACAACAGCAGCCACGACAUCAACAAGAAAGAAUUAAAACCUUUCAAGAGGUACCUGAAGAAGAAAGCCAAACCUAAGAAAUGUGCCCGCAAGUUUACCGACUACUGUGACCUGAAUAAGGACAGGGCAAUUUCCCUGCAGGAGCUGAAGGGCUGCCUCGGCGUUAGCAAAGAGGGUAGCUCAGUGUCAAGUGGCAACCUAGGGGCAUUGCCAGGGUCACAUUUAUUCAUAGGUCGCCUGGCGUAAGAAGAGGAGGAUCAAGAGGCUGAGACAAAAACAGAGGGGCAUGGAGGAAACGCAUCUGUACCCAUCCUGACAAAGAAAAGGAAAACAAGAGAGGAGCAGAGAUAUUAAGAAUCUUUAUUUUAAAAAAUGAACAAAAAAAAAAGCAAAACAAGAAAACAAAGCAGCGCCAAAAUAUUUGCACUUUCUCUUCCCUAUGUUCAACAUUUUACAUGUUUUUACACGUUGUGUGUGUGUGUGUGCGUGUGUGCGUGUGAACGUGUGCGUGUCACGGUAAGAUUGAGAUUAUAUUUGCGAAGAUGUGACCGGCUCACCACUGGAGGAGCAUGUAUUUGUACGUAACCACAUGUCCCUGUUUGUUCUGUCUGCUGUUUUGAUUUGACUUCAUGUAACAGGAACGGACUGUCAUACUAAAGAUGUAUGCCUCCUGUUAGAUAUACUGUAGCUACAGUCCAAGUUUUACUCAAGAAACACAGAAAGAGUCAAAAUGCAAUUGUGGCUGAAUUCAUGGGAUGCGGAGUCUAAUUGGUCAGAACUAAACAAAAAGCUGCAUGAGAGCCCUUUUACUUCUGCAUUGAGCAUUCUUGUGUACUGAUGUUUUGCUUUAGGAAGCAGCUGUUUCUGUUAUCGAUAUGUGACUCACACCUUCAAGUACUUUUUGUACAACCUAAAAGAACAUGGAAGAUGUUUUUUUCACUGAAAAAAAGUUUCAUCUUGUCAAAAUACAAGUAAAAACUUUAAUGCUGAUGGCAUUUUCAAGGCAAAAAGGAACAUUAUGAACUAAGAAGAAAAAGCAUCAAUCUGUAAUAAAUAAAAUUACAAAAGUA